GAUAUGAAAAUGAUUGGCAGUGAUUAUGUAUUGGAGGCUCACAAUAUCUUUCACACCACCGAGGUGGAUGGUGGUGGUUGUUUCAAUGGGGCCGGCAGUUCUGCCUUGGUUUUAAAAGGCGUUAAUUUAACUGUUCACAGUGGUGAAGUCAUGGCCAUAUUGGGCUCUAAGGGCAGUGGUAAACGGGCUCUUCUUGACGUCAUUGCUCGACGCGCCGAAGGUGCAACCAGAGGACAAGUUUUACUCAAUGGUUCUCCAUUAACUAAAGCUUUGUUUCAGCAGCGCUGUGGUUAUGUUACCCAGUCUUGUACUUUUAUACCUGGUUUAACAGUUGCUCAAACUUUACACUACACUCCUACCAUUCUUUCAGGAUAUUUAAAAAGCUCAAAAGUCCGCCAAGUAUUAGCCGAUUUGGCCUUAUCACAAGUUGCUCAUAAACGUGUGGAAUAUUUGAAUAUCAGCGAGGCUAGACGAUUAUCAAUUGGUAUACAAUUGGUAAGGGACCCAGUAAUGCUACUCUUGGAUGAACCCACCCAAGGGCUGGACCCUUUAAGUGCCUAUCUGCUCAUUUCGAUUCUUUCGAAUACUGCCAAAAAGACUGGCUGUGGUAUUCUUUUGUCUUUGGAGAAACCUCGUUCGGAUGUUUUUCCCUUUCUGGAUCGUGCCUUAUUCCUAUGCCUAGGUGGCGUUGUAUAUUCGGGUGGCACUCGUGCUAUGCUUGAAUAUUUCCAUGGCAUAGGUUUUCCCUGUCCACAAUUGGAGAAUCCCCUCAUGUAUUAUCUGUGUCUAUCAACGGUCGAUAGACGUAGCAGAGAUCGUUUUGUUGAAUCAAGUCAACAAAUUGAGGCUCUUGUCGAACGAUUUUCCAGAGAAACCCCUAUGUCUGAUGGGCCUGUAAACAAUAUGGGCAGUGGCAAGGUUCCAUUGGCUUAUGGAAAGCCAGGGGAGCUGAAAGUGUGGGUCAUGUUGUAUCUCAAAUUAUUGGCUUCGACUUUUGCUUGUGGAGCUGCUGGCAUGAAGACCUUGUUUUUACGUUUAUUUAUUUUACCCUUGGCUAUGAGUUUAAUGUGGUUGUUCUACACCAAUGUUGGGGAUGAUUCUCAUGGUUUCUUUACGAAAAAUGGUUUAAUAUUAAAUGUCAUCGGGUUGGCCUAUGGAUGUGGCAUUUUGUGCACGAUUACUUUAUUCCCCAUAUGGCGUAAACGUUUCUCGCAGGACACACCCGAAGGACUCUAUUCCGGAGCCACUUUAUUGAUUGCCUAUAAUUCUGUUUCCAUACCAUUCUCGUUAAUAUCAUCCAUUAUAGCUAGUUUGGUUAUAUAUCCCUUGUUGCUGGAUUCCAAGUUUCCAAAUGGCACUACAUUUGCAUAUUUAAUGGUGGCCCUGUGGUCAAGUUUCGUGUUGGCAGAACAAUUGAGUAUAUCCUUCUUGUUGGUGGUGAAAGUGCCCUUUAAUGCUGCCAUUGCGGUGACUUACAUAUUGGUGAUUUCUAUUGCCUUGGCAAGUGGAACGGUGCGUUCCUUCAAAGGCCUGCAGCCCUGGCUUCAGGACAACACCAAGGGAACACAUACCCGUUAUGCCUCUUCGCUGCUGCACAGUAUUACUUUUCAGACUAGAAAUAUGAAUUGCACGCCAACAGCUUCGGUGAUUUGCCCCAAACCGGCCGAUUUCUUACAUGAACGUUUAGGUUUGGCUGAUCCUGAUGAAACUAUCGAUGUUGUGGCCUCGUGUGCCUUUGCUGUGGGUUUGGCCGCUUUUAACAUGUUGCUCUACAUGUUUCCAAUGCCGCGAUGUGUAAGACAAAAGUUUAGAGACUGAUUUCCAUGAAGAAAAAUUCGUUCAAUUAUUGCUUCAAAUUCAUUCUAUAAAUUAUUUUACUCGUAUGUCAUAAUUUUAAUA
Molecule: messenger RNA, 1899 nt
Organism: Stomoxys calcitrans (stable fly)
Lineage: Eukaryota; Metazoa; Arthropoda; Insecta; Diptera; Muscidae
Product: ATP-binding cassette sub-family G member 5
Exons: 11
Coding region: 4-1818 (604 amino acids)
Cellular component (GO): plasma membrane
Molecular function (GO): ATP binding; ATP hydrolysis activity
Source: RefSeq, a predicted model, not a curated record